Messenger RNA from Temnothorax curvispinosus, 1496 nucleotides. RefSeq lists its product as uncharacterized. The record is from RefSeq and is a predicted model, not a curated record. Gene Ontology annotation, biological process: sensory perception of smell; detection of chemical stimulus involved in sensory perception of smell. Gene Ontology annotation, molecular function: odorant binding; olfactory receptor activity. The coding region runs from base 225 to 1457 and encodes 410 amino acids. Gene Ontology annotation, cellular component: plasma membrane. NCBI's taxonomy places the organism in Eukaryota, Metazoa, Arthropoda, Insecta, Hymenoptera, Formicidae. The transcript is spliced from 5 exons.
UGCAAGCAUAUUAACACUUUCAAAACGCAUUUUGCACAAGAAAGAAUCAACGCGACACUUCGACGAGAAUCAAUUAUCGAUCAGACGUGCACGCGUCUCUCUAACAAAGUACAUCACCCUGUCGCCCUGUCCGUUCACCAACGAUUCGCGCAGGCGCUCGUUCGAACACAGCUCCAGCAGGUGUUCGCCGAGGUCAGUACAUUGUGCGCCACCGCGAAGCGAUCAUGACGUAUUCUCACCAUGUGACAAGGGGCAUCGAGCUUCCCUACAAAAACGAUUAUAAUUACAGUCUUCAACUAAUUCGUUGGUUUCUGUUACCGAUUGGGGUUUGGCCGCAAAUGAACACGGCGACGAGGGUGGAGAGAAUCCCCUCGCACAUGCACAUUUUCGCAUGCGCAUUCUUAAUAGCGAUCGUCAUGGUGCCGUUUGUGUUAUACGUGUCGCUAGAGGAGAAAGAUGCCAAGAUCAAAAUAAGCCUAAUAGGUCCGCUGAGCCACUGGAUCAUGGGCAUGAUCAAUUACUGUUUGCUCCUCGCGCGCGUCGACGACAUCCGCGAGUGCAUGCUGCACAUGGAGACGGACUGGCGGGUCGUUCGAAAGAUCGAGGAUCGUCAAAUAAUGUUGCGACAAGCCAAGAUCGGUCGCUUCAUCGCCGGAUUCUGCGCGGUGUUCAUGCAGAGCGGCACAUUUCUCUUCGCUAUCGCGAAAUCGCUGUCAACCACUAUCGUCAUUGUCGGCAACGAAACCGUCUCAUUUCAUCCGAUGACCUGUCCAAUUUACACCAAAUUCAUCGACACGAGAUUCAGCCCAGCGAACGAGAUUAUGGUGGUUGUGGAAUUACUGUCAACUUUUACAGUGAACUCUGUUAACGUGGGCGCUUGCAGCCUCGACGCUGUCUUUGCGAUGCACGCGUGUGGUCAGCUGAACGUGCUAUUUUCGUGGUUAAACAAACUCGUAGACGAAGAUAAGGGAAACAAAUGCGCUAAGCAAAGGCUGGCCGUUAUCGUGGAGCAUCAUUUAAGAGUGCUCAGUUUUAUAUCGCGUAUGGAAACCAUUAUGCGAAAUAUCUGUCUCGUGGAAUUGCUGGGAAGCACGAUGAAUAUGUGUUUACUUGCAUAUUAUUUUAUUACGAAUUUGGACUCGUUUGAUGCAGCGAAGGCAAUGUCAUAUGUCCUUAUAUACCUGUCUGUGGCUUUCAACAUUUUGAUAUUUUGUUACAUCGGUGAGAUUCUCACAGAACAGUGCAAGAAUGUUGGCGAAAAAGCGUAUAUGAUCGAUUGGUACGAAUUACCGCACGAAACUGCCCUUGGACUUAUUUUGGUGAUAGCACGAUCGAGUAACGUUAUCAAGAUGACUGCUGGAAAAUUAUUUCAUUUGUCUAUCGCAACUUUCGGUGAUGUAAUUAAGACUUCCGUGGUAUAUUUGAAUAUGUUACGAACUAUGUCAACCUCUGCGUGAACUAUAUUAAAUUAGAAAAAGUAAGAAAUAUAUUUUGAA